This is a messenger RNA of Hippocampus zosterae (dwarf seahorse), 4836 nucleotides long. It is a transcript of the gene edc4, whose product is annotated as enhancer of mRNA decapping 4. Lineage: Eukaryota; Metazoa; Chordata; Actinopteri; Syngnathiformes; Syngnathidae. Gene Ontology annotation, molecular function: protein binding. The coding region runs from base 133 to 4263 and encodes 1376 amino acids. Gene Ontology annotation, cellular component: P-body. The record is from RefSeq and is a predicted model, not a curated record. Gene Ontology annotation, biological process: deadenylation-independent decapping of nuclear-transcribed mRNA. The transcript has 30 exons.
CUAUAUCUUGUUACACCGGAAGUUUAGACGGUUGCUCCGGGUGAACGAAGUAAAGAUUGACAGCGUCACUUAACGCCCAAAUUAUUCCUCACCCCCUGACCGUACCCUGUUAGUUCCCCCCUCUACUCAUCCAUGGCGUUUAGCGCUAGUAUUGAUGUUGAGGGUGCAACACAGCAUCUCCGGGAUAUCCUGAAGCUCGACCGUCCUGGUAACAGUACUGAUGCAGAAUCAGGUGAUGGGCAAAGAAGGUUGUCCUUUAAUGGAGAACUGAACGGGCUAUUGGGAGCAGCAGGUCUUCUCGGAGGUGGCGAUUUAACAUCAGACACGACCAGACCUAUCUCCACAGUGAACAGUAUUGCUCAGGAUAUCCAGAUAAUUCGCCUUUCUGGUGAUGAUCAGUCUACCUGUAUCCCCAUCACCUCGGACAAUGUGGAGAUUGUGGCGAGUCAGGAAUCAAGCAUCAAUAGCAAGUCUCGAGGCAGCAACAUGGUGAAGAUUCAGCCUGUUGCCAAAUAUGACUGGGAGCAUAAGUAUCAUUAUGGCAGACUUAUUGCUGUGUCAAAUUCCUUCAUGGCAUAUGCAAUUAGAGGAGCCAACAACCAGGCUAUGAUACGCGUCUUGAGUGUCGGCACUGCAGAGCGUUGCUUACUUAAAGGCUUCACUGGUGCCGUCACAGAUCUGGCUUUCGCACACCUUGACUCGCCUCUGUUGGGUUGUGUAGAUGAAGCUGGCAACCUAAUGGUUUGGGAGCUCACGUGUACCAGCAGUACAAUACUAGAUCAGAUAGUUGUUCAUGUCCGAAGGCCACAGGACUCGCCACUGAACUCACAUCGGCGUCUCAUCUGGUGCCCUUUUAUUCCAGAUGAAAAUGAAGAUAACCAAGAUGACAAUAGCCAGACUUUGGCUCUUCUACAUGAAGAUAGGGCUGAAGUGUGGGACCUUGAAGUUUUGAGGGCCAGCAAUGCUAGUUGGCCUGUUUAUGCCACAGAUUUGAAAGAAGGCCUAAUUACAGUGAAAGGAUAUACCCAGCGUGUCAGUGAAGGUGCCCUAUCUCCAGAUGGAACAGUGUUAGCCACAGCCAGCCACGAUGGAUACAUCAAGUUCUGGCAGAUAUAUAUAGAAGGGGGGCAGGACAAGCCAAGAUGUCUGCACGAAUUUCGUCCACAUGGUGGACAUCCCCUUUCCUGCCUUCUCUUCUGUGACAACCACAAAAGGCAGGACCCUGACGUUCCAUUCUGGAGGUUUCUUAUAACUGGAGCCGAUCAGAACCAAGAAUUAAAGAUGUGGUGUACUGUUUCCUGGACUUGUUUACAGACCAUCAGAUUCUCUCCAGAUCCAGGGAAUCUGACAGUUCUGCCUAGUCUUAAGGCAAGUUUGGACCUGUCUGCUGGGUAUCUCAUCCUUUCCGACGUACAGAGGAAGGUUCUUUAUGUGAUGGAGCUGAGACAAGAUCUGGAAAAAGGCAAGGCAUCUUUCACUGCUGUGUCAGAGUUUCUACUCACCCAUCCUGUGCUUAGCUUUGGAGUUCAAGAUGUUGCCCAAAGCCGUUUGCGACACACUGAAGUUCUUCCCGCAGAGGAGGAGAGUGAGAGCACAACAACAGAGGGCGCUCAAGGGCCCACAGAGUCCAAAUCUGGCAUCCAGAUUAAACUGUACUGUGUUCACACCAAGAGUCUGCAGGAUGUUCAAAUCUGGUUCCAGCCUAAUGCGGGCUCCAACUCUCCAGGCCUGCUCCAUUCUGAUCCUCUAGAUGGUUUUGGGUUCUCAGCCCAUCUGACAGACCAGAGUUCUGACAAGGACUCAGGGAGUGGCUCGCAGACCGACCUGAGCAACAUAGCAUCACUUCCUGAACCGACUGACUUCCUGUCGAAUAUUGCAAAUGGCAAUGGGCAAAUGCCAAAAUUGAUGACUCCCGAUGCCUUCAUGACAUUAAGCACUUCGGUGCCAGCAUCUCCUGGCAGUAGUGCCAGUAGUCUGACAAUUGUGACAGCAAUCAGCGACUCGGCCAAUAGAACCUCUGAUGACAUUAUUCAGAGUCCCAGCCGGGCAGAUAACAGUUUGUCACUUCCGGUUUCCAGUAGCAGUCCAAGACCUGCUUCCACUGGACUGGAGACCAUACAGACGGUGGCAUCCCCUAGCACUUCAGUUGUGCUGGAAAGCCCUCAGGUUCUUGAUUCUCAACUCAUGCCACCACUUGCCUCCCCAACUAGGGCCCGCUCCCCUGAUGUUAUCUCCUCAGCCUCCACAGUCAUGUCCCAGGACAUUCCAGAGAUUGCAUCCCAGACCCUGCAGCUUCAGCGUGGUCUUGUGUCCACCUUGGACUCUUUACCUUUGUCUGCUCUUCAAGCUGACAGUAUGGCCUCUGCUGCUUCUGCCCUUCACUUGCUCACUUCACCACGCUCAGCUAACAGCAACAGCCUGUUGCCCCUUGAGCUUGGAUGUGUAGAUGGUCCUGUUGGAGGGUCUCUAGAGUUGGAGCCCAGACUUAGCCAAACGCCAUCUCUCCUGGAGACUGCUUUGUCUCAGGAUAACCCUGUUUUAGCAGGAGGUUCUACAGAGAAUACCAUAAACCACACCUCUUGGCCAGCUGCUCCCGACAUCACCAGGGAAACCAGGAAUCGAGAAAAUAGUCUUGGAGACUGCUCAAGGGAUGAUUCAAAUGACAGACUCCUGAGUUCACCCUACGCAUGUCGGUCAUAUUGCCUCUCACAGAAUGACAGCCAGGAUCUUGGUGCUGAGCAGAGUGACCCUGAGGAUGAGGUUGCGGGUUCAGCAUCAUCUUCUGCAAUUUGUGGCGCACGUUCCUCUCACAGAAUACCAGUUAAAGACUGGAAAACCUCACCUAGGGCCUCACCAAAGCUGAAGAGAAAGACCAAAAAAGACGAGAGAGAAUCACCUCAGUUGAGACAUUUGGACUCCGGUCAGAUGAAUACAGAUGUGCAGCACGAUUUGUUGAUGUUUCUCCGAGGCCAACAGAGAGAGUUAACUGAACUACGUGGACAAAUUGAAGCCAUGCAAAGCUCUAUUAUGGCCCAAGUAGAGCGUGCAUUGACUAACCAUCAGGAACAAGAACAGUGCAGACUAGAGCGGGUUCUGGGAGAGAGUCUGAAUCAGCAGCAUCAUCAGAAACAACUCAACCAGCAGCUGAGCCAGACCCUUUGCAAUUCCCUAACAAACAAAAUGGACAAAAUCCUUCGAGAGGAGAUGAAGAAAACUGUUCCGCCAACCAUUUCGAAGAGUCUGGAGCCGGUGACAUCUCAACUGAGCAACACUAUUUCUUCUAAACUGACCUCUGUAGAGGUUACCCUGAAGGACAAUGUCAGUAAGGUUGUCAAAUCCAAGAACACCACAGAUGCAAUUGGCCGAGCCGCCGCAGAAGCAAUGCAAGGUCCUAUUCAGGCCGCCUACAAAGAUGCCUUCCAGAGCAUUGUGCUGCCUGUUUUUGAGAGAGGCUGUCAGACCAUGUUUCAGCAAAUUAAUGAAAGUUUCAAGCAAGGAACACAAGAAUACAUACAGCAGCUCGAGGCCCAUGCAAAAAGCAAAAAGCAGAGAGAGCAGGAAACGCGAGACCCCAUGAUUGACCAACUGCAACAUAUGUUGGACGGCUUCCAAAGCUCCACCGAUCAACUGGCCAAUAGCAUCACAGCGAACAUCCAGGCUGAGAUCCAACAUCAGAUCCAGAUGAUGGUGGGAAAUUUGCAGGAGUCAAUUCUUAGUCAUGUACAGCGUAUUGUCAAAGGUGAGGUGAGCCUGGCAAUGAAGGAGCAGCAGGCAGUGGUCACCUCCAGCAUUAUGCAGGCAAUGAGAUCUGCAGCGGGGACUCCCGUCCCAACUGCACAUCUAGACUAUCAGACACAGCAAUCUAACAUCCUGCAGCUCCUUCAGCAAGGACAACUCAACCAGGCUUUCCAGCAGGCUCUGUCAGCAACAGAUCUGAACUUGGUCUUGUACGUGUGCGAGACCAUCGACUCUCAGCAGGUGUUUGGACAACAGCCGUGUCCUCUCAGCCAGCCUGUGCUGCUGUCACUCAUACAGCAGCUCUCAUCCAACCUCAACACUCGCUCUGAGCUGAAAAUCAGCUAUUUGGAGGACGCAUUGAUGAAUCUGGACCACGGUGAUCCUCGAACAAGAGAUCACAUGGCCUCCGUGCUGACCCAGGUCAGACCGAAGUUCUUCGCAUUCAUGCAGCAGGACCCCCACAGCCCUCUUACCAAGAGAGCUCGGCGUCUCAUGCUGAUACUCCAAGGACUUGUCAACCACUAGUUUCAUUCAAAUCUCACUCAGAAGAAAUGUUUUUUGAGCAAAUGAUGUUGAGUCGGUUUUUGUAUGUCUUCACAACUGUAGAAGAGAACGUGACCCUUUCUAGCAUUCAAUGACAACGUCAGUCCAGUAAGUUUUUAUUUUUUGGUGAGAAGACCGUUGAUGGUGUUAGCGCUGCAUCUGGGAAGAUGAAAACAGUGGAACGUAGACACUAUAGCAGCAGAUGAACACGGAGUUACGAGUGGCUGGGGCUGAGGAGAAUAACGGGCUUUUGCUGUUCUUCCUCCUUUUCCUUCAUCCCUCAUACAAGCCAUGUGUCAAGUUUAGAAACAAAUUAGCUUUCUUUCCAACCAGUGCAGAUCUUGGGCUCACAUGAAAGAUUGUCAACUUUGACUCACAUCAAUUAUUUUAAUUUUUUUAGUUUACCAGAUCAAAGUGUUCUGCAACUCCUUUGUGCAAGCGUGCAUAAGACUUAAAGAAUGUCCAUCUCCGUGGCCGAUGUUGCCAAACCAUUGAGUUUUUGUCAAUGACUUUUGUCCUCCAGCAAACCAGUCUCUAGAAAAGUUCAGGACUUGA